Hippocampus comes (tiger tail seahorse) is the source of this 1989-nucleotide messenger RNA. RefSeq names its product collagen, type IX, alpha 1a (gene col9a1a). The record is from RefSeq and is a predicted model, not a curated record. The coding region runs from base 58 to 1974 and encodes 638 amino acids. The transcript is spliced from 31 exons. Lineage: Eukaryota; Metazoa; Chordata; Actinopteri; Syngnathiformes; Syngnathidae.
CUUGAGUAAUUGUCACUGUACGGGAAAAGGGGGUGCACGGUCAGUCCCGGCAAGACCAUGGAUCUGUCCGGGAGCUGCCGCCUGCUCCUCCUGCUGCAAGCGCUUCUCAUCGCCUCCGCUCAGAGGGGCCCGGUGGGUCCAAGAGGCCCCCCGGGACCACCCGGAAUCGCCGGCGUACCCGGCGUGGACGGCAUCGAUGGCGAGAGAGGAGUGGACUCCACAGUCAACGGCGGACCGGGUCCUGCCGGGGAAAACGGCAAAGACGGAGCUGGCGGGGCUGCGGGACUUCCGGGAGCAGACGGACCCGUGGGGCCUCCCGGAGAUCGAGGCCUAGCGGGCGUAAAAGGAGCAAAAGGGGAUCCCGGACCACCGGGCCCAGCCGGUGAGCCGGGCGUGGGACCAGGCGGCUUGGAUGGCAUCCCGGGGACCGACGGCCUCCCAGGAGAAAUGGGCAAAGCGGGCGCCCCUGGAGCCAGAGGCACGAGGGGGCAAGUGGGCGCUACGGGAGCCGCGGGACCUCGGGGUCCGCCGGGAGUUUAUCGGGGCCAAGAACUGUGCCCUAGUGCUUGUCCAGCUGGACUGUCAGGACACUCUGGACUGCCUGGCAUGAAAGGUCACAAGGGUGUGAAGGGUGAGUCCGGAGAGCCCGGUCGACAAGGACACAAGGGAGAGGAGGGUGAACAAGGGGCACAGGGAGACGUCGGAUCUCAAGGACUUCCGGGCCCGGCCGGAGCCAAGGGCCUGGCGGGAAUCACGGGCUCCAAAGGCGAACGGGGACCCCGAGGGAAGCCGGGGGACGCGGGACCUCAAGGCCAACGCGGAGCUCCGGGGGACUUUGGGCAGAGAGGAGCCAUCGGGGAGACCGGACCCAGCGGGGUGCAGGGUGACGGAGGCCCUUCCGGAAUCAGAGGACCGCCGGGACCAAAGGGAGAAGCUGGCCUUCCUGGUCCGGACGGGCGGGAAGGAAUCCCUGGACUUCCUGGUUCAAAGGGUCUUCCCGGCAAGAACGGAGCUCCGGGUGACGCCGGACUACAAGGUCUUCCCGGGGUUCCGGGUUCUUACGGCCAAAAAGGAACGAGCGGUCCUAAGGGCGCGACGGGUGAUCCGGGCGUGGCGGGACCGAUGGGCUCCCCGGGAAAGCAAGGCGAGCGCGGCGAACAGGGCGAGGCGGGACCCGUCGGACCCCGGGGAGGACCGGGCGAGCGAGGGGAAAGAGGACCGGGCGGACCCCCGGGAGCAUCGGGACCACGGGGAGGCAAAGGCGACGUGGGCCUUCCCGGACUGCCUGGGCCGGCUGGCUAUCGGGGUCUCAAGGGCCAAAGGGGUUCCGUGGGUCCGGAUGGUCCGAAAGGAGAGCAGGGACCCCCGGGGGCCGAGGGCACGCCGGGAUACCGCGGAGACCUGGGCGAUCAGGGCGAGCCCGGCGAAAAAGGGGCGACGGGUCCGCCGGGGGAGACGGGAAACAGAGGACCGGAAGGCGGGCGAGGGCAGCAAGGCAAGGAGGGCGAGCCGGGCCAGGCGGGACCGCGAGGCAUGCAGGGCGACAUGGGGGUGCCGGGGCUGCCCGGCGCCCAGGGACCCGCGGGCAAAUCGCCGACAGACACGCACAUCAAACAGGUCUGCAUGAGAGUCAUGCAGGAGCAGCUGGCCCAGCUGGCGGCCAGCCUCAGCAGACCCGAGUCGGGCGUCUCGGGGCUCCCCGGGCCGCCGGGCCCGCCGGGCCCCCCGGGCCCCAGCGGUGAAAACGGCUUCCCGGGUCACACCGGGUCCAGAGGGCUUCCCGGUCUCAAGGGGCCGCCCGGGCCGCUGGGCCGCAAAGGACCCAAAGGGGACCAAGGGGAGAGGGGGGCCCGGGGCCCCACCGCCCAUGGACCCAAAGGCAUUGCGGGCACUCCUGGUUUGCCAGGUAAGCCACAGCUGGGAGCACGGCAAACGCUGGGAAAUGAAUCCAUAUUUCGAUGUUGGCUUCUUUAGAUCAUCAAAGAAAAA